AUGGUCCGUGAUUUCUCUUCACACAAGGCAAUGUCCGAGAGUGCUGGAAAUUCUCUCCUACAAUCUCCAAAUAAAAGCAUGGUUCGCAAGUCUCAAGGAGCCAAGUUUCCACAAUUGUGCAUCGUAAUGUGGGUAACUUUGAAUGGCUUCAUCUGGGAAGCGAGCGCUGCCGGAGAGUGUGGGAGGAUCCCAAUCAGGGUGGCGUUCGCCAGCCUGAGUCCUUGCAUGGUGGCAGCUAGAGACCCCCGGGCUAAGGUCCCACCCCUCUGCUGUGAUAGAGUCAACACGCUCAUUCGGACCAAUCCUCGCUGCCUCAACACUGUUUUUCAUUCUCCUGCAGCAAAGUUUGCUGGGAUCGUUCCGGCCGCGGCAAUGUCAAUCCCCAAGAGGUGCAACAUUAGGAACAGGCCUGCCAGAAGGAAUGCAUAA
Molecule: messenger RNA, 429 nt
Organism: Eucalyptus grandis
Lineage: Eukaryota; Viridiplantae; Streptophyta; Magnoliopsida; Myrtales; Myrtaceae
Exons: 1
Coding region: 1-429 (142 amino acids)
Biological process (GO): systemic acquired resistance
Molecular function (GO): fatty acid binding
Source: RefSeq, a predicted model, not a curated record